This is a messenger RNA of Funneliformis caledonium, 511 nucleotides long. The record is from the annotation of a GenBank genome assembly. NCBI's taxonomy places the organism in Eukaryota, Fungi, Glomeromycota, Glomeromycetes, Glomerales, Glomeraceae.
AUGUGUGGUAUUUUUGCGGUUUUCAAUUAUCCAGAUGAUAUUCAUGCUUUCCGUCGACGAGCUUUAUUACUUUCUAAAAGAUUGAGACACAGAGGUCCUGAUUGGAGUGGGUGUAAAAUUUCGGGAAAUAACAUUCUAUGUCACGAACGUUUAGCUAUUGUUGGUGUUGAUUCUGGUGCUCAACCUCUUACCAAUGAAGAUGAAACAAUCAUUCUUGCUGUAAAUGGUGAAAUCUAUAAUCACAAACCCUUAAGGAAACAACUUAGACCUGACACGCAUUUCAAAACUCAAUCAGAUUGUGAAAUCAUCCUUCAUUUGUAUUCCGAAAUAGGAAAAGAUGUUGUAAAUCAUCUCGAUGGUAUGUUUUCGUUUGUCCUCUUGGACACGAAUAGAAAUCGUUUCAUUGCCGCACGUGACCCAAUUGGUAUUACUUCCCUUUACCAAGGUUGGUCAUCAUCGUCACCGGAUACAGUCUAUUUUUCCUCGGAAUUAAAGGCACUUAAUGAGGAAU